Messenger RNA from Papaver somniferum (opium poppy), 1909 nucleotides. RefSeq names its product cyclin-dependent kinase G-1-like. Gene Ontology annotation, biological process: protein phosphorylation; regulation of mitotic cell cycle. Bases 22 to 1830 code for a protein of 602 amino acids. The transcript has 2 exons. The record is from RefSeq and is a predicted model, not a curated record. Lineage: Eukaryota; Viridiplantae; Streptophyta; Magnoliopsida; Ranunculales; Papaveraceae. Gene Ontology annotation, cellular component: nucleus. Gene Ontology annotation, molecular function: cyclin-dependent protein serine/threonine kinase activity; ATP binding.
CAGUUUUGAUUUGAUUAAAAAAUGGCAGCAGGAAGACAUUGGGGUUAUCGUGAUAAUGAAUUUAGGGAUCGUGAAUCUGAUCUUAAAAUUGGUGGGAAAAGGCAAUUUCUUAGUUGUUCAGGUGAAGGAUAUGAUCGUGAUCAAAGAAGACGGAGUCAAAUUCGGGGUGAAAGGGAUAGGAUUUCUACAAACUCGAGCAAUUUGGGUAUUAAUGGGAAAAUUGGGGUUUGGGGUAACGAUGCCGGAAUUGGGGUUAAGAAGCGGAAGUUUUCUCCUAUUUUGUGGGACAAAGAAGAGAAGAAGAAGGAGGUGAGUAAUUCGAUUAAAACUAGAGUUGUUCCCAAGACUUCUAGGGUUUCCUCGGUAUCUCCAGUAAAAUCUGGAUAUAAAGAAGACAAGGAGGUGAGUAAUUUGAGGGAAAAGAGAGCUGUUUCUAAGAAUUUUAGGGCUGGAUCUACUGUAAAGGAAACACACUCAAUGUCAUAUUCUCCAGAGCAGCUUAGGAGUGAUGAUUGCGAACGUGGGGUUUCACGGUGGAGGCUACCACCUGGAGAAAAGUACCCUACUCCAGAAGUUGGGGAAUUCAUAAGGGAAGGAUCAGGAACUAAAUCAUCGGGUUCUGAUGAAUGUUUGGCUGGGUCAGUUAGCAGUAGUGGUGACUACUCUGACCAUCUGUUGGUUAACACAGACUUUGUAGAUAUCAAUAAGGAUGGUAGUGCAGACUAUUCUGAUACUGACUCAGAUGGGGAAAUUUGUAGGGGUAAACGCAUAAAGAAGAAUAUAAAUAUGCUUGAAGGGUGUAGGAGUGUUCAUGAGUUUGAGAGGCUCAAUAGAAUAGGUGAAGGUACAUACGGUGUUGUCUUUAGAGCUAGGGAUAAGAAAACCGGAGGAGAAGUUGUAGCCUUGAAGAAAGUAAAGAUGGAGAAAGAAAGAGAAGGUUUUCCUAUGACUGCUCUAAGGGAAAUUCUUUUAUCUACAGAUCACCCAUCAGUUGUUGAGGUUAAGGAAGUUGUUAUGGAUGGCCUUGAUAGUAUUUUUAUGGUUAUGGAGUACAUGGAGCAUGACCUGAAGAGCAUAAUGGAGACAAAGAGACAGCCUUUUAGUCAGAGUGAAGUUAAAUGUCUCAUGUUGCAGUUGUUGGAGGGUGUUGAGUAUCUUCAUGAUAAUUGGGUACUUCACAGGGAUUUGAAGACUUCUAAUAUUCUUAUGAACAAUCAGGGUGAGCUGAAGAUCGGUGACUUUGGAAUGUCUCGCCUAUAUGGAAGCCCAUUGAAGCAAUAUACCCAACUGGUUGUUACUCUAUGGUACAGAGCACCUGAGCUUUUAUUAGGGGCAAAACAAUACUCAACAGCAAUUGAUAUGUGGUCGUUGGGUUGUAUAAUGGCUGAGCUAUUAUCCAAGGAACCCCUAUUUAAUGGAAAAACUGAAGUUGAUCAGCUUGACAAGAUUUUCAAAACCCUUGGUACUCCAAGUGAGGCGAUUUGGCCAGGUUUUUCUGAACUGCCCGGUGCCAAGGUCAAAUUUGCCAAGCAACAGUAUAACUUACUGCGCAAGAAAUUCCCACCCACAGCUUUCACUGGAUCACCAGUUCUUUCGGAUGCUGGAUUUGAUUUGUUGAACCGGCUUUUAACAUACGACCCUGCAAAGAGGAUUACUGCUGAAGAGGCUGUUAACCAUGAGUGGUUUCGCGAGGUUCCUCUUCCCAUGUCAAGAGAUUUGAUGCCAACCUUUCCAGCUAAACAUGCACAAGACAGGCGGGUAAGAAGAGUCAUGAAAGUCCAGAUCCAUUGGAGGAGCAGCGAAGAAGGGAGUUGCAACAGAAGAGAUUAGGCACCAGUGGUCUUUUUGGCAGUGAGUUGUAGCUGUAUUCACGAAAUGUACUCAUUCCUGCUUGCAUGCAAGGCAUGUC